UGUUGGGUGAAAAGUCAUACUCUUAGAAAACUAUAGUUAUACCAAUUAUAGACCACUAGCAAAAAAGAGAAAGAAAUCACUGAUCAUUCUUGUUUGCAAAUUACUCUUAGCAUUCAAUAGAUUUCAGAAAUGGAAAUUGGCUUAGCAGUGGGUGGUGCAUUUCUCUCUUCAGCUUUGAAUGUUCUCUUUGAUAGGCUUGCUCCUCAGGGUGAUCUGCUGAAGAUGUUUCAGAAACAUACGAAAGAUGUUAGUCUCUUAAAGAAGCUGAGAAUAACUUUGCUUGGUCUUCAAGCUGUGCUAAGUGAUGCAGAGAAUAAGCAGGCAUCAAAUCAAUUUGUGAGCGAGUGGCUUAAUGAGCUUCGAGAUGCUGUGGAUUCUGCUGAAAACUUAAUGGAAGAAGUCAAUUAUGAAGUUUUGCGACUUAAAGUGGAAGGUCAGUAUCAAAAUUUUGCAGAAACAAGCAACCAGCAAGUAAGUGACCUCAACCUGUGCUUGAGUGAUGAUUGUUUCCUCAACAUAAAGGAGAAGUUGGAAGACACUAUUGACACAUUGAAGGAGUUACAAGAGCAAAUUGGUCUCCUUGGCUUAAAGGAACAUUUUGGUUCGACUAAACAAGAAACUAGAAGACCUUCAACUUCUUUGGUUGAUGAUUCUGAUAUCUUUGGAAGGCAGAAUGAUAUAGAGAAUUUGAUUGACCGUUUAUUGUCUAAAGAUGCAAGUGGGAAAAAGCUGACAAUAGUUCCUAUUGUUGGAAUGGGUGGCGUGGGUAAGACAACACUUGCUAAAGCGGUUUACCAUGAUGAGAGGGUGAAGAACCAUUUUGGUUUGAAAGCUUGGUUUUGUGUUUCUGAGCCAUAUGAUGCUUUUAGAAUAACGAAAGGGUUACUUCAAGAAAUUGGCUCAUUUGACUCAAAGGAUGUCCACAACAAUCUUAAUCAGCUUCAAAUCAAAUUGAAGGAAAGCUUAAAGGGAAAGAGGUUUCUUAUUGUUUUGGAUGAUGUGUGGAAUGACAACUACAACGAGUGGGAUGACUUGAGAAAUAUUUUUGUACAAGGAGACAUAGGAAGUAAGAUCAUUCUGACGACACGUAAAGAGAGUGUUGCCUUGAUGAUGGGAAAGGAGCAAAUUAGCAUGGACAAUUUGUCUGCUGAAGCCUCUUGGUCUUUAUUCAAAAGACAUGCAUUUGAAAACAUGGAUCCUAUGGGACAUCCGGAACUUGAAGAGGUCGGAAAACAAAUUGCAGCUAAGUGCAAAGGACUGCCCUUAGCUCUGAAGACGCUCGCUGGCAUGCUACGCUCCAAAUCAGAGGUUGAAGAGUGGAAACGUAUUUUGAGAAGUGAAAUAUGGAAGUUGCCACACAAUGACAUAUUACCAGCAUUGAUGUUGAGCUACAAUGAUCUUCCUGCACAUUUAAAGCGAUGUUUUUCCUAUUGUGCAAUAUUUCCUAAAGAUUAUCCAUUUAGUAAAGAAAAAGUCAUUCAUCUGUGGAUUGCCAAUGGUCUCGUACCACAGGAAGAUGAAAUAAUUGAAGAUUCAGGCAACCAGUACUUUCUCGAGUUGAGGUUAAGAUCAUUAUUUGAAAGGGUCCCAAAUCCUUCUGAAGGGAACAUAGAGAAAUUCUUAAUGCAUGACCUUGUCAAUGAUUUAGCUCAAAUUGCAUCUUCAAAACUUUGUAUCAGGUUGGAAGAGAGCCAAGGAUCUCGUAUGUUGGAAAAAAUUCGACACUUAUCUUAUUCAAUGGGAUAUGGUGGUGACUUUGAGAAAUUGACACCCCUCUACAAAUUGGAGCAGCUGAGGACAUUGCUUCCGACAUGUAUUGAUCUCAAGGAUCGUUAUCACCCUCUAAGCAAGAGGGUGCAGCUUAACAUAUUGCCAAGACUAACAUCCUUAAGGGCAUUAUCGUUGUUAGGCUAUAAGAUUGUUGAGUUGCCAAAUGACUUGUUUAUCAAAUUAAAGCUCCUCAGAUUUUUGGACCUUUCUGAGACAAGGAUUAAAAAGUUGCCUGAUUCCAUUUGUGUAUUGUAUAACUUAGAGACUCUUCUCCUGUCAUCUUGUGCUGAUCUUGAGGAGCUACCGCUGCAGAUGGAGAAGUUGAUGAACUUGCGUCAUCUUGACAUAAGCAACACUUGUUGCUUGAAGAUGCCGGUACAUAUGAGCAAGUUGAAAAGCCUCCAAGUUCUAGUGGGAGCCAAAUUUCCUCUAGGUGGUUUGAGAAUGGAAGAUUUGGGUGAAGUACAUAACUUGUAUGGAUCUCUAUCAAUUCUAGAGUUGCAAAAUGUUGUUGAUAGAAGGGAAGUUGUGAAGGCAAAGAUGAGGGAGAAGAAUCAUGUUGAGAAGUUAUCAUUGGAGUGGAGUGAAAGUAUUAGUGCUGACAAUUCACAAACAGAAAGAGACAUACUUGAGGAGCUACGCCCACAUAAAAACAUAAAAGAAGUCGAAAUCACUGGAUAUAGAGGGACAAACUUUCCCAAUUGGCUAGCUGAUCCUUUGUUUCUUAAGCUGGUGAAAUUGUCUCUUAGCUACUGCAAGGACUGUUAUUCCUUGCCAGCACUAGGGCAACUUCCUUCUUUGAAAAUCCUUUCGAUUAAAGGGAUGCAUGGAAUAACAGAGGUGACGGAAGAAUUCUAUGGCAGUUUGUCCUCCAAAAAGCCUUUUAACUCUCUUGUGGAGCUUAGAUUUGAAGAUAUGCCAGAGUGGAAGCAAUGGGACGUACUAGGAAGUGGAGAGUUUCCUACACUUGAGAAGCUUAAAAUUAAAAAUUGCCCUGAACUCAGUUUGGAGACACCCAUCCAACUUUCAACUUUAAAAUGGUUUAAAGUUAUUGGUUGUCCUAAGGUUGGAGUUGUUUUUAAUGAUGCUCAACUGUUUAGAUCCCAACUUGAGGGAAUGAAGCAGAUUGAGGAAUUAGAUAUUAGUGAUUGUAACUCUCUUACCCUUUUUCCUUUUAGCAUACUGCCCACUACCUUGAAGGAAAUAACUAUAUGUGGUUGCAAGAAAAUGAAAUUGGAGGUGCCUGUUGGUGAGAUGUUUCUGGAGUAUUUGGGAUUGCAAAAAUGUGAUUGUAUAGAUGAUAUAUCAUCUGAGUUACUCCCAAGAGCACGCAAUUUGUGGGUAGAGGAUUGCCACAACCUUGUUAGGUUUUUGAUUCCUACUGCCCCUGAAAAUCUCUAUAUUUGGAAUUGUGAGAAUGUUGAAAAACUAUCCGUGGCAUGUGCGGGGACCCAGAUGACGUAUCUGUUUAUUAAUAACUGUUCAAAGCUGAAGUGGCUGCCAGAACGUAUGCAGGAACUCCUUCCAUCUCUUAAGGAACUGAAUCUUUGUAAUUGUCCAGAAAUAGAGUCCUUUCCUCAAGGAGGAUUGCCCUUCAAUUUACAAGCCAUUCGGAUCCAUUAUUGCAAGAAACUGGUGAAUGGCCGAAAGGAGUGGCGUUUACAGAGACUUCCCUGUCUCACAGAGUUUAGGAUCGUACAUGAUGGCAGUGACGAAGAGAUUGUUGGUGGUGAGAAUUGGGAGUUGCCUUCCUCUAUUCAAAGACUUAUCAUAGAGAAUCUGAAAACAUUAAGCAGCCAACAUCUCCAAAGCCUUACCUCUCUUCAAUAUCUAUAUAUCGUGGGUAAUUUACCUCAAAUUCAGUCAAUGCUGGAACAAGGCCAGUUUUCCUCGCUUCAAACUCUACGCAUCGAGAAUUUCCCUAAUCUCCAAUCACUUUCUGAAUCAGCACUGCCCUCCUCCCUCUCUGAGCUGGAGAUCUCCCAUUGCCCUAAUCUCCAAUCUCUUCCCGUAAAAGGGAUGCCCUCUUCCCUCUCUAAACUACAUAUUUCCAACUGUCCAUUGCUCACAUCACUGCUAGAAUUUGACAAGGGGGAAUACUGGCCAGAAAUUGCUCAUAUCCCCACCAUAGAGAUCGAUGAGGAAUGCCUUUAA
This is a messenger RNA of Solanum stenotomum, 3924 nucleotides long. Its product is annotated as putative disease resistance RPP13-like protein 1. Gene Ontology annotation, biological process: defense response to other organism. The transcript is spliced from 2 exons. Lineage: Eukaryota; Viridiplantae; Streptophyta; Magnoliopsida; Solanales; Solanaceae. Gene Ontology annotation, molecular function: ADP binding. The record is from RefSeq and is a predicted model, not a curated record. Bases 130 to 3924 code for a protein of 1264 amino acids.